Molecule: messenger RNA, 630 nt
Organism: Entrophospora sp. SA101
Lineage: Eukaryota; Fungi; Glomeromycota; Glomeromycetes; Entrophosporales; Entrophosporaceae
Source: the annotation of a GenBank genome assembly
AUGUCUUAUGUAAGAUCUACACCAAGGAAAAAAGUUUCAGCACCAAUCGGGAAAUCAUUAGAUACUCAAGAAACAAUACAAAAACCAAAACUUAAAUUAGACAAGUGGGAUCGUUUACAAGAAUUAAAAAGACGUAGAGAAGAAAUAAAACAAUAUGGUGACAGUUCUGAUGAGAAAAGAAAUAAAAAACCUAGAGAGGGUGAUCGAUUACAGGAUGAGAAAUUGUUAAAAAAAAAUAGCAACGUUGAUAAAUCAAAACCCAUAGUAUCGAUAUCACCAACAGAAGAUUUUAAACCAUUAAAACCAUCACCGUUACCAAAGAGUUUACAUAAAUAUGUACAUUUGAAUUCACAUUUGAAGGGCGUUGAUCACGGUCGACUAAACGCAAAAGGAUCUUUAGAGCAUGAAUUGGACAAAGCUGUAGAGAAUGGAGAUUUAGUUCUUGCGACAAAAAUAAGUGAUCAAAUUGCACAAAAAAAUUAUGAAACUAUAGUUUCUGAAGCAAUUGAAAGAAAAGAAUACAACGAGGCAAAGGAGAGAGAAGAAGCAUUCAAAGCUAAAAAAAAGAAACCGAAAUUAAGAUGGGGAUUUGAAACAAAGCAACGUUGGGAGACUAAAAGUAAUAUGUAA